Molecule: messenger RNA, 2337 nt
Organism: Candidula unifasciata
Lineage: Eukaryota; Metazoa; Mollusca; Gastropoda; Stylommatophora; Geomitridae
Source: the annotation of a GenBank genome assembly
AUGUCUGACCAACUUUCCCCGGGCUGUAAACUCAUCAUAAAUACAGGCAGCGGCUCUACGGUUACUGGUGUACUACAUGCCUUGGACGAAGCACUUGGGAAAGUCGUCUUGAAAAGGGGCAAGUCUAAUAAUAUAACUGCUUCAGGUUCAAGGUUAUGUGGACUCCAGAAUUUCUACUUCUCAGACAUGACUAAAUUGCAAGUCAUAAAAGAGACCCCUCAAUCAAGCAGUAAGAGGUCAUCACUUCCUGACAGCAAUAAAAGAUGUAUGGAUGGAAAUGAUGAAAGUGAAUUGCCUGAUGCAAAUGCUGACAGUUCAUUGUUGAAUGUCAACGAUGAAUAUUAUGAAACAGAUUACUACACAUUGAUUUACAGACUAGGGGACAAGUUUUACGAGGCUAUUGACUAUAUCAUGGGGCAAGAGGCUAUUGGAGUGACAUUUGAGGGAGUCGACAUUGGGAGAAAUGGCGUUCUGUCAGUUGUUCAGAUCAGUACAGAGACUGACGUCAUUGCCUUCGACAUAUUGGAGUUGGGGACAGAGGCUUUCGCUGAGGGCCUGCAGGCUGUGUUUGAAUCCAGCAAUAUUGUCAAGGUUAUCCAUGACUGCCGAUGGAUAUCUGACAUGUUGCAUGAACAGUUCCAUAUUCGUGCAGCCAAUAUCUUUGACACUCAGGUAGCCAACGCCUAUGUCUAUAGGAUCUUACACAACGGAGACUGGCCACGGUAUGUAGAGAGCCUGCCAUCCUGCCUGGUCAAACAUCUCAAGUUGCAGCGACAGGAUGUCACUUUUUGUAAAGUCAAAGAUGGUAUUCAAGAGAGACCUCGCCAGUCUCCUUGGCUUCAGAGACCCUUGCCGCAGCAGCUGCUAUCUGCGGCACGGAGAAAUGUCAGCUACCUUGGCAAACUGCACCAGGUACUGCUCAACAAGAUGCUGUAUGAGUUCAGGAUGGGGGUGCAGAUCUACAUGAGUCAUGUGAGAAACAUGGACGGGGAGGUCGAGUCUUGCCAGAAACAUGGAUACCUUUUGCCUCCAAUUUUCUGGAAGAUUCCAGAACUCGUAAAGUUGACCUGUGGUGACAGUAAGGGUCAGAAUGAUUCCAAAGAUGCCAUGGGAAAAGAUUUGCCGGUACCAGAGCGGGCUUUUUUAGGUUUUAAUUCAGUGAGACCAAAGCCUACAGAAGCAGCGGGUAAGUUUUAUUUGAAUCAGAAUGAUACAAGAGAUUGGAAACUUCAAGAAAAGAACAUGGUCAGGAAUGGAUAUGAGGGGAAUGCUAACAUGACUGUGGACCAUAGAAGUGACAGAGACCAUUCCCUGGCUGAUCUGGGUUUUACACAUGACAGCUAUUUCAGCAAUGGCAGUAGGAAGCUUGACCCAGAUAGGCUGAGAGAUAAGAACUCACACACACAAAAGGAAAUUGUCUGCAGGAAUCACCAGGAUUUCAGUUUGCCUUCUUUACAGAUAUCAGAAAGCCACCUUAGAUCUGAGAGUCAGAUAGAAUGUGACAGAAAAGAGUUCUACAAGCCUGCAGCAGAUUUAUGCAGUCGUUUAGACACACCAGAAGUUCUCAUGCCAACUGACACUGAACAAGAUUGUCUGUCAAAAACAAUUCCUGACAGUGACACUAACUGCAGAAGAGCCAUGCCAAAAUUGGUGAGAGUUCAUCAUAAUAUGCAAUCAUCCGGAAACCUGUCUGAGACGUCUGAUUGUGACGGCACACCAAGCAGAAGACCCCCUUCUGUUGAUCAGCUGCAUUCUUCACAUUUGUCCAGAUCUUUUCACAGCCAGUCCCCCAGCAGUGAUUCAGAAUCUUGGCUGGCCCGUCUUUCAACUCCUGAAUUAAGUAUUUCCAGAGGAAAAGACUUGGCUUGUUCUUCUUUUCUUCCAGCGGGGUUUGAUGCAGUUAGAAAGAAAAAGCUCACAGACCAGAAGCAGAGCCACAGCUCAGACAAGGAGUGCGAAACUAACAACCAGGAUUGUCUAUCGGCAUCCUUGGAGGAAGACUUAUGCUACAUUCCAAUGCAAGGUUCCUUAAUGUGUCGACAAGAACGACCCCUUGGUGUCACCUCAUUUGACUUUAAAGAUCCCAUUUCUGAUUCUGAAGGCAAUGUGCAGUCUCCAAGCAACUCCCAGUUCUACAGGGAUUCACACCUAGGCUCCCAGUUCUACACGGAUUCACACCUAGGCUCCCAGGCUGACAACGCCAAUGAACAGGAAAGUAUGGAUCAGUUCCAGAAGUCUGAAGUCUUUCAGAAAGUAUUGAGGGUUGCUUCCUCCUUGCCAUUGGACAAUUUGAAGAGCAAGUUGUUGCCCUCUAAAGUAUCUCUGUAUGGCAAAUGA